Cryptomeria japonica (Japanese cedar) is the source of this 489-nucleotide messenger RNA. Its product is annotated as gibberellin 20 oxidase 3-like. The transcript is spliced from 2 exons. The coding region runs from base 1 to 489 and encodes 162 amino acids. Lineage: Eukaryota; Viridiplantae; Streptophyta; Pinopsida; Cupressales; Cupressaceae. The record is from RefSeq and is a predicted model, not a curated record.
AUGUCCAAAGAAGCUUUCCUGGCAUAUGCACAGGCUAUGAUGGAGGUGUUGUUUAAGGUGCUUGAAUUAAUAUCAUGGAGCCUUUCUUUACCUGACAAGCGCCUCAAUGAGUUUUUCAAAGAUGAUAUGAGCAUUGCACGGCUAAAUAGUUACCUGGAAUGCCCUAAGCUAGAGCUAGCACUGGGUAUAGGAAGACACAAGGAUGUUGGAGCACUCACUCUUCUUUACCAAGAUGAGGUCAGCGGAUUGGAGGUCAAGUGCAAGGAAAACAGGCAGUGGGUUCCAGCUCCACCCAUGUCCAACUCUUUCAUCCUCAAUGUUGUUGACUGCGUGCAGGCACGCAGAGUCUACAACAGUGGUGUGGAUAUUAAAGACAAAGGAAGCAUCAUCAAAAUGAGCAUAAACUUGGUUGAACAUGGCCUUGGCGAGUGUGGUCUUGCCAAUACCACCAAUACUGAGUAUCUCAGAUUUAACCAAACCUCCCUCUGA